Tilletiaria anomala UBC 951 is the source of this 2474-nucleotide messenger RNA. RefSeq names its product L domain-like protein. NCBI's taxonomy places the organism in Eukaryota, Fungi, Basidiomycota, Exobasidiomycetes, Georgefischeriales, Tilletiariaceae. Gene Ontology annotation, biological process: mRNA splicing, via spliceosome. The coding region runs from base 195 to 2402 and encodes 735 amino acids. The record is from RefSeq and is a predicted model, not a curated record. The transcript has 2 exons. Gene Ontology annotation, molecular function: U2 snRNA binding; protein binding.
GUCAGCUUGUCUGUGAGGGUGGACAUGGGUCUCGGACUCUCACAGAGAGAAACGCACACAUCUCUUCUGCUUGAAAAUUUCAAGAUUCUGAGCUCCAGGACUUGAAGUUCAUGCGCAGGUGCCUUUAGUAACACGACACUUACAAGGGAAGCCGCCGCAGAACCAAGCGUUGUCCCGAUCCUGGUGUCGCCAACAUGCCAGUACCACAGGUAGAGCGGGCAGGACACCGUGAUCCAAUGCUACACCAGGGUUCCAAAGGGGCAAGCAAAAUUGUUCCAAUUAUGCCCAAGGUGGAGCUAACGGAUGCAAGUGCUAACUUAAAGGAGGAAGAAGAUGAUAGCCCGACCUCCUCCUUACUUGAACAGACUGCAUUGGAGCUGUCUGCACACCCUCUUCCUGCGUACGAUGCUUUAGCUGCAACGCUCUCUCGCUUCAAACGAUUGCGAAAGCUCAAUCUCUCGGCAAUGGAGCCCUCCGAGAGCCAACCAAACGGCCUCGAUUCCAUCAAGUGGCUCGGGCGAGCUGCACUGGAGAGCCGAAACUCGAGCAAGAGGGAGAGCAAGAAGAGGCGAGACCAGGAUAUCGAGCAGGUGUGGUUCGGCAAAGAGCUGACAACGGUCAAUCUGAGCGGUAACUAUGCUCUGGGAAGGGCGCAAGCGGAUCAGGGAGAAGGCGCACUGGCCGGCUUGGAAGUGCUACCGAGCUUGUUCUCUCUCGAUCUAUCAAGCUGCUCCUUGGCAAGAUUGCCUCUAUUAGUUCUGCAACCGUCACUCCGGGCUCUAGUCUUGUCAUCAAAUGAACUCGAAGCUCUGCCCACGCUACCAGUGAUGCCGCAACUCAACACUCUCAUCCUCUCCCGCAACCGCAUCACGUCAAUCCCUUCCACACUGCCCAGCUCCCUGCCCGCGCUCAAAAAAUUCAGUGUUGCUCACAAUAUUCUCAAGGACGGCAGCAAGCUACCGGACUUUACGCCAUGCACAAGCCUGCGAGAAGUCCGAUUGAACGGCAACACCGGUCUGGGCUCACUACCGUCCCACUUGAAGAGCUGGGGCAAGGGCCGGGACGGAAAGGCGCCAGGGCUGGAGCUGAUUGAUCUUGGCGACUGCGGGAUCGAUGCGUGGUGUGCGCUAGAACCGCUUCUGCAGGCCGGCAAAGCGGCUUCUGCAUCCGGUCGCAAAGGAUUGCGAAACCUCAACCUCCGAGGGAACGAGGUUGCCGAGACCGAUAAUUUCCGCGUGAGGAUACUCGAAUGCCACUGCACUCUGCGCACGCUCAACAAUGCGAGCAUCGUACCAAAGCGCAAGCGCAUGGAGGAGGGUGGCGUUUCUGCCUUGCCCGCUGCGGAGUCAGUUGCCGAGGGAACAGGAUUCAAAGCAGUUAUCGAUGCUACAAAAGCUUCAGCGAGUGGAGCGGUGCCGAAGGAUCAAGCGGCGCAGGAAAAUGUUGGAGCCGCUCGAUCAGCAUCCGAGCACCAUGGAAAGCACAAGCGCGGGGCUAGGGGAGGCAACAAAAAGCACAAAGCUGCCGCCCCUGGCGAUGGGUACGUAGGCCUGGAGGACGUCACGCCUGAUGUUGUCGAGCAAGCGGUCGAGUCGGACGAGGAAGACGCCCGGGAUCGCGCGUCCGAGAAGCGGAUGCUUGGCUCCAGCGGCGCGCGCAAGCGAAAGCGAAGCGGAAAAGGGCAGCAGGUGGUGCUGGAGGCUGAGGAGGAUGCUGGCGCUGAGACGAGCGAUGGCCCCAUAAGUGCGAAGAAGAGGAAGACGGACAGCGCGCCUCAGCAGGCGAAAAUGCAGGCGGGCAGGCAGGAAGCAAAAAAGAGUGGGAAGAACAAGAAGGACGAUAAAAUUAGCAAAAAGGGCGAUAAGGGUCCAAAAGGGACCAACGAGAUGAAAAACUCAGCACCGCCUAGUGCUUCUGGGUCAAAGUCGGACAAAUCUGCAAACAAAAGCAAAGAUUCCCCUUCCUCUGGCAAUGCGGUCGAUGAAUCAGAUAAUGUGAAGAGCCCGAAGGAGCCAAGGGAUAAGCCAUCCAAGCAAGGCAGAGACACGCGGAGCAAGGUCGCCGAUGCGAAAAAGCAACAGCUGCCAUCUAUCAGCAACCUGCUAGCAGGGGAGCCAAAAGAUGCAUCCCCUUCCGCACUGCGGCCGCCGUCCAGUGGCGCGCCCAUUGUCGCCAAUGCGGCUGCUGCCCCACCCACCAAGGCUGAAGAGCGCAGUGCUGUCGUUGGCAUUGUAGAAGUGAAGAGCGUUAAGAAGAAGCAGAAACAGAACAAGGCGCAUGACGCAAGGGGUAGCAUCAAGGCGAGCGCCACCGGAGGUGCCACUCCAGCUUCGGGUGUUGGUAUUGGCGUGGGUGGCGGUGGAUCAGGCGACGCAUGGGGCGUCGGCUCAAGCGUCUGGUAGAGCGCCGGGGAAACAGUACGUUCUGAAGAUAUGGAAUAUGCAUGCAUAUGUCUCUGUGGAUGAUGUUGAUGG